CUACCGCACCCAGUCGGCCAUGCAGCCUUCCCAAAGGCUUUUGACUCUCGUCUUCCUCCUAGGAACCUUGGCAUGGGGCCAGACAGCCAAGUUUGAAGAACAUGACUUUUUGCGGUUUUUGGGCUUAGAGAAAGCCCCUUCGCCUCACGGGUUCAAACCUGUGCCUCGCAUCUUACGGGAAAUCUUCCAGGCUCGAGAAGCUGCGGCGGCGGCCAGCAGGGUCCCGCAGGACUUAUGCUACGUGAAGGAGCUAGGUGUCCGUGGGAACCUGCUUCAGCUUCUCCCAGACCAAGGUUUCUUCCUCAACACACAGAAACCUUCCCAAGAUGGCUCCUGUCUCCAGAAGCUCCUCUACUUUAACUCAUCUGCCAUCAAAGAAAAGGGAAAGUUGACCAUGGCCCGGCUGACUAUAGACUUGGGGCCCAGGUCCUACUAUAACCUGGGACCAGAACUGGCGGUAGCUCUGUCUGUGGUUGAGGAUGGUGGUGUGUGGGGGCAACCCCACCCUAAGCCAGGCAGAAUGCUUGCUCAGCAGUCUGUCCCAGGGCCUCAGGGUCCUCUUCACUUCAACCUGCGGGGUGUGGUUAAGAAUUGGAACAGCAACAGACCAAAGAGUUUGGGCUUAUACUUAGAGAUUCUGGCCAAAGAAGAUAGAUACCCUGGGGCACAUGUCCAGUUUGAGAACCCCUGCGACCGGCUGAUACGUUCUCUCCACGUCUCCCUGCUGGUGGUGACCCUCAACCCUGAGCAUUGCCACCCUUCUUCCAGAAAAAGAAGGGCGGUCAUCCCUGUCCCCAAGGGUUCUUGCAGGACCCUCUGUCAUCGUCACCAGCUGUUCAUCAAUUUCCAGGACCUGGGUUGGCACAAGUGGGUCAUUGCCCCUAAGGGGUUCAUGGCAAAUUACUGUCAUGGAGAUUGUCCCUUCUCAAUGACCACGUAUUUGAAUAGUUCCAAUUAUGCAUUCAUGCAGGCGCUGAUGCAUGGGGCUGACCCCAAAGUCCCGAAGGCUGUCUGUAUCCCUACCAAGCUGUCCCCCAUGUCCAUGCUCUAUCAAGAUAACGAUGAGACCAUCAUCCUCAGACAUUAUGAAGACAUGGUGGUUGAUGAGUGUGGGUGUGGGUAGAGUGUCAGGAGUAGCAUUGGCGUGCCCUUAGGGGAAAUCCUCUAAUAAAACCACCAUUCUGG
This is a messenger RNA of Acomys russatus (golden spiny mouse), 1185 nucleotides long. It is a transcript of the gene Gdf3, whose product is annotated as growth differentiation factor 3. The coding region runs from base 20 to 1123 and encodes 367 amino acids. The record is from RefSeq and is a predicted model, not a curated record. NCBI's taxonomy places the organism in Eukaryota, Metazoa, Chordata, Mammalia, Rodentia, Muridae. Gene Ontology annotation, cellular component: extracellular region. Gene Ontology annotation, biological process: SMAD protein signal transduction; BMP signaling pathway. The transcript is spliced from 2 exons. Gene Ontology annotation, molecular function: growth factor activity; cytokine activity.